AUGCUCAACGAUUACAAACCCACCCGGGAUCCCAAUUUGGACACAUUUAAAGUCCAAUACCUUCUAGGGAUCAGUGCUAUCUUGGCCGUCCUAUUCCCACAUGAUUACAGCAUUUCGGAGAUACUCUGGACCUUUUCCAUAUGGCUUGAAUCCGUCGCUAUCCUUCCACAGCUUUUUAUGCUCCAGCGCACCGGAGAAGCAGACACUAUCACCACACAUUACCUCUUUGCCCUGGGACUCUACCGCGCCCUCUAUAUACCUAAUUGGGUUUAUCGUUACUUCGCAGAGAACCGCUUCCAGCCGAUACCCGUCGUGGCAGGUAUAGUCCAGACGCUCCUGUAUUCGGACUUUUUCUACAUCUAUUACACGAAGGUAAUGAAAGGGAAAAAGUUCUCCCUCCCGGUCUAA
Messenger RNA from Aspergillus pseudoviridinutans, 408 nucleotides. RefSeq names its product endoplasmic reticulum retention protein. The record is from RefSeq and is a predicted model, not a curated record. Lineage: Eukaryota; Fungi; Ascomycota; Eurotiomycetes; Eurotiales; Aspergillaceae. Gene Ontology annotation, cellular component: cis-Golgi network; membrane; endoplasmic reticulum. The transcript has 3 exons. The coding region runs from base 1 to 408 and encodes 135 amino acids. Gene Ontology annotation, biological process: protein retention in ER lumen; endoplasmic reticulum to Golgi vesicle-mediated transport. Gene Ontology annotation, molecular function: ER lumen protein retrieval receptor activity.